ACUGGUGGAAAGACUGGCGGCAAGGCGGGUGACUCGUCUGGCAAGUCGCAGAAGUCGCACUCGGCCAAGGCUGGUCUGCAGUUCCCGUGCGGUCGUGUCAAGCGCUUCCUGAAGAGCCAAACUCAGAACAAGAUGCGCGUCGGCGCAAAGGCCGCUGUCUACGUGACCGCUGUCUUGGAGUACCUCACCGCAGAGGUGCUCGAGCUCGCUGGCAAUGCCGCCAAGGACCUCAAAGUCAAGCGCAUCACUCCCCGCCACCUUCAGCUCGCCAUCCGCGGAGACGAGGAGCUCGACACCUUGAUUAAGGCCACCAUCGCCUUCGGAGGUGUCCUGCCACACAUCAACCGCGCACUCCUUCUCAAGGUCGAGCAGAAGAAGACGAAGAAGAUCGAUGCCUAG
This is a messenger RNA of Zymoseptoria tritici IPO323, 399 nucleotides long. RefSeq names its product histone 2A. Gene Ontology annotation, molecular function: protein heterodimerization activity; structural constituent of chromatin; DNA binding. The transcript has 2 exons. The annotation marks the transcript as partial. NCBI's taxonomy places the organism in Eukaryota, Fungi, Ascomycota, Dothideomycetes, Mycosphaerellales, Mycosphaerellaceae. The record is from RefSeq and is a predicted model, not a curated record. Gene Ontology annotation, cellular component: nucleosome.